Bradysia coprophila is the source of this 2884-nucleotide messenger RNA. RefSeq names its product cyclin E-interacting protein minus. The record is from RefSeq and is a predicted model, not a curated record. NCBI's taxonomy places the organism in Eukaryota, Metazoa, Arthropoda, Insecta, Diptera, Sciaridae.
ACUGUAGAAUUGUAGAAAUUUUUCAUCAGUUCAAAAAACUUCGUUCAAGCAUCUGCGACAAUAAAAAGUUUGUGCUUGAAAUAUGAAUUUUGAUAGUUUAAGUUAAUUUAAUUUCGCAGUGUUUGAGUGAAAGAUUCGGUUUGCAUUAUCCACAUAAUUUCGAAUAAAAUACCGAAUCGUUUCGAUAAAUGCAGAAGAGUGCAAUUGAACAUGAUGAACCCAUUGGGACACAAAUUGAACAACAGUUAUGAAUCCGAGCAGUCAUCAAGCAAUGGUUCAAUAAACGAAGCAAAUACAUCGGAAAGUGCAUCGGCAGUAACACCACCACUCAGUUUACCUGAAUUAUUUGCUGUUGAUCGCAUUAAUGCAUUGAAUGUCGUGGAAAACGGAUCCGACAAUUGCAGAGUUUCAGCAACCGAAUUCGAAUAUGAUUCGGAACAGACCCAAUAUUCAAAUACGUUCAGUUCGGCCGAAAUAUCGGACCAAAAUGAGAGAGUUUACAAGGAGCUCGGUGAAAUAAAGCUUACGAAAAUACUGAAAUCGCUCACCUCCCAUCAAUCGCCGCAUCAGUGUACGUUGCAACAAAACUACUGUGAUCGUAAUAUUGACAAAUCGCCGUCCAUCAUUUAUAACAUGGAAAACAGCUGUAAUGCGACGGACAAUAAAAUUGCAAAGAGAAACAGCGCCCACAAAUAUGACAAAAACUUAACAUUUAAGUUAGACAUCGGUAGCAACAGUCGCCGAACGAAGACAAUCGCCCCAUCGACGAUCAGUACGCGAACGAUGGGAACAAGAAAAACCCCAAUAAAACCUCGUCCGCAAUCACCGGACUUAUUCGAUGACUUUUCCGAUUCUGAAAACAACAACAUUUCCGAUAACAACGACGCGGUGUUGGAACACUCGGUACUGUCGGAAAAAGGAAAGGAAAGUGAAUGGGAGAAAUCAUUGUUGAAACGCAUCCAAGCCUCGUUGUCGGGUGUUCUGCCACCGCCAUCCAAGACAAUAAUCCAGUACAACAGCACUGAACUGUUGGACAUUUACAACGAAAAUCUGACCAAAAUGUCCGGUUGUGACGGAAGCGAAUCGAAACACACCGAAUCGUUAUUCAAACCCACCCACACUGUGGACGAGGUAAAAACCAUCGGAUGGAAUGACAUGAACAUGGGCAUAAAAUGUCACGGUCUGCUGUACAAUCGAACGACUGACAGCGAGGAAAUUGAGCUGCUGGGCAUGAAGUAUGUCGAACGUUGCGUUGGAGUGGAGACGAGCUCAUCGUUUACGCACACCUAUCGGCCUAGCGCUAACAAACUGCGCAUGAAGAUGCUGAGUCAAUCGCCGGGAACGCGGUUAAGUCAUUUGGUUGGUCGAAAGAGGGGCCUGUCAGCGGCGAAUCUAUUGUCGAAACAAUGUGGAUCUGAUUCGUCGAAGCUGGGCAGCAAGCAGCUGAUGAUAGAUGUGCAGAAAAAUUGCGGUAGACGACGGAAGGCCGCAACACCCAAGCGUCGUACACCUGCUAAGAAAAAGACUCCAGGCCGCAAAACACCUGGCUCGGCACGGAAACGUGCAACACUAUCAACUAAGUCUAUGGCUCCGACGCGUGAAACAUCAAAACGGGCUCUGUUCCAAAGUCCGCCGCAACAGAAACCAAAAUGUGUAAAGCCAACGAUUCCGGAAGACGUAGCCCGACGCGUCGACAAGUCGAAACGGAUGUUAUUUUCACCGUCCACCGACGAACGUGAUGCCAAACCGUCGAACAGUUUCAGUCAACCGAUUGGAAAGCGCAGGAGAGACGAGGACGGUCUACUGGGUAAUCAGUCAAAGUUACCGCGCAUCGGUGGCAUUGAUGAUAUACGCACUUCACGCACCAUGUUAGCUAAAAGUCAAACUUUCUGUGUUAAUAAUACAAUCAACAACGAACCGGCAACGGGAUCAUCGGUACUUCGAGCUAGAUCCGAUGUGACACUAAAUGGCCAACAGUUGUCACAGUCCCAUCGAAGGAAGUUGCUGUGGGCAGUAUCUACCUCGUUACGUAAGAAGAACAUCAAUUCGCAACAUAAAGACUUUACCGCAUUCGCUAGUGUGUUGGCGAAGGUUGUCAAACGAUUGUUCCUUGAAACAAGAGAUGAGAGCACGUCGACUAGCGACACUAUGAUCAGAAUUGCUGAUCGACUGGUAUUUUGGGUAGUUCAAGGCAAAUCAAUCGACGAAAUUUACUUAAAUGAAAAAAUGCGCAAAGAAAAUCUUCGUGCCGCUUCGAAAAUUAAAUUGAAGGGCUACAUAGGACCGGAAGACUACGAAAAGCUGAAGAAACCAAUACAAAAAGUCAAUUCGAAUUUGUUCCUAUCUCAAUCAUCGACGGACUCGUUCAAUUUCAGUCAGCAAUCGUUCAGCUUCAGCACCCAGACAACCAUAUCACAGAACACCGAAGGCUUAUUAAAUGAUCUCUCGUUAAGUAACAAUUGCUUCAACGAAACCAACAGUUUGGGUGCCAUGCCGGAAACGGUAAACUAUGCAUUGUGCGGAAGUUCGUCAAAGAGUAAUACCAGCGGCAGUGUGUUAAGGGAAAAUGUACGGGAGAGUGAGCUGAAGCAAAAAUCUGGUCAAAAAUUGAUUGAAUUUUCGGGAAAAGACCAGAAAAAUGUUAGUCCAUAUCACGAUAAGGUUUACUUCGUUGGAGGUUCGCGGACUAAUAUCAUGAAUGUUAAGCGGCAAAUAUCAUUCGAUGCAUAAUAGUCACCAUGAAGAAGAGUCUGGGAUUCAAUUUUUGCACCAACAAUUUGCUGUAAAUGGGAGCUCUUAAACAAUGAUGAUUCAUAUCAAUGGUAAACGAUAUUUUAUAACAGAAAUUUUAAAUGAAUUAAAGACUUUGUGUGAAUGAAAAACA